AUGGCAGAUUCAAAUUGGUGGGAAAAAUGUGUGCUGGGCAUUACCGUGCUUGGCUACGCUCUGUUGGCGUUCAAUGCAUUCCUCAAUCGCCGGAACCGACUGAAAGUCUCCGAGCAGUCGAAAACUAUGUCGGAAUGUGAGAGAUGUUCCGUGGAACUGGUGCGUGGCCUUGUGCCACAAGCCAAGGUGCCAGACUAUCGUUUCAGGGGAAUGCGGUUGAAGAUGCCUGCGAUUCGCGUGGGUUUCGACAAUGUGGGGGUGAAAUUGAAGUCCAACGGCCGGUGCAUCCUCCAAGGCGUCACAGGAGAGUUCCGUCCCAAGAGGGUGGCGGCAAUCAUGGGCCCUUCAGGGGCCGGCAAGACUACCUUCAUGAACGCCCUCUGUGGCCGCGCCUACUACGGGACAACUUCCGGAGAGAUCCGCAUCAACGGUCAUGUGAGUAGCAUUGCAGAGAUCAAACAAUUGCGUGGUUUCGUCCCUCAAGAUGACAUUGUCCAUGAACAUCUCACCGUGCGUGAACAGUUGUACUACUCUGCGCGGCUGCGCAACGCAGAGAAAACCUCGAAGCAGAUGAUCAACAGCAUUGUUGAAGAUGUGCUGAACGUGAUGCAGUUGUUAGAUGUCCAGGACAGCAUCGUGGGCAACAUGGAGCGUCGUGGAAUCAGUGGCGGCCAGCGGAAGCGGGUGAACAUCGGUUUAGAGCUUGCAGCACGGCCAAGCAUUCUGAUGUUGGAUGAGCCUACAUCUGGAUUGGAUGCCACCACCGCAUUGGACAUCAUCCGUUCAGUGAAGCGGCUAACCGCCAUCGGCAUGACAGUGGUGAUGGUGGUGCACCAGCCGCGCUAUUCGCUCUUCACCUUGUUUGACGAAGUGCUUCUGCUUGGCGGUGGCCAAACGGUCUACUUAGGCCCAAGCGAAGGGGCACUGCCCUACUUCCGAAAUUUGGGUUUUAAGAUGCCUCAGCAUGAGAACCCUGCGGAUUGGUUCAUGGAUGUCAUCGCUGGAAAGGUGAAGAAUGAACACAACCCAGCCUUGUCAGCCGAAGGGCUGCCAGAUGCCUGGGCUGAGUCCAUUACCAACAUCAUGCCAACGGACAUGGAUGCAGCACACGAAGCGGUGCAAGGGCACAAUGACAGGAUGGAGUUUGCAAAAGCUCUGAAUGCGAAGUUGUUCAGUGCAGGAAUUGAAGACGCUGAUGUUUUGAACGACAAACAGUUUGCUCAGCUGAUGGCUGCCUUGGACAUCGAACAGCCCAGCAACGAAGCCUUGGCCCAUCUCAAGGAGCGCAUGGGAUUUAAUGAGGGCAUCAUCAGCAAAUCGAAAGUGGUGACUUUCCUCUUGGGACUUCUGGGUUCCUUCAGUCAGGAUCGGGAUGCGGAAGACAAGGAGACGAUCCAUGCCUCUGAGUCCUCUGCGACCACCAAGGAGAGCAGCACCAAUGCCAUCCCCGAUGGUAAGAAACUUGGACGAUCCGGGCGAUUCUGCCUUCAGUUCCCCAUCCUGCUACAUCAGAAUAGCAUUCGAUGGGCUCGAAAUUGGCGACACAAAGUCAUCAGUACCGGUCUGAUCAUGUUUGCCGCGGCCGUGUUCGGACAGCCAUGUAAAGACAAGCUGCUCCCCGACCACGUCUUGUGUCCAAUCAAAAUCAAUAUCAGUCACGUUGCAAUCGGAGCUUUGACCGGUGUCGCAUGUCUUCACAUCUUCGGUUCAGAUCGGCCCCUCUUUUGGCGCGAGAGCGCUAGUGGCGUGGGAGUCAGCGCGUUCUUCCUCUCCAGGGUGAUGGUAUAUCUUUUCGAUGUGUUGGUGUGGUGCUACGCCUACACUGGGUUGUGGAUGGUCUUCUCAGAAGCACCCUGUUCCUAUUGGAUGUGGCUCAUUGCCUUCCGAAUGACAGCUGUCAGUGCCGCGGGCGUUGGCGUUUUGAUGUCCACCCUGGUGCCGAAGCAAAACGCCACAUUGGCCACGGCCUGUGUGCUGCUCGUGAUGGGUGGUGCUAUCAGUGAACCUCAGGUCAUAGCUGAUGCCACUGGGGUUAGUAGCGCCUUGGCAUUUCUCUCGCCAUUCACCUGGACCUCCGGAGAAAACUAUUUGGCAGUGAUUGCCAGCAAGGGAGGAGAGUCGGUGGUGGACGAGUAUGCUGUGCCAAUCAUGGAGGGCUACAAGAAGAUCUUGCUCGUCGCGGGUGGCACUCAGUUGGGCUAUGUCACAGCGGCAUACAUCUCCUGUAGCGUCUUCGGAUUUCUUGCUUUGACUUUUGGGUACUUGGGUCUCCGUUGCUCACACCGUGGCAAGCAAGCUUAG
Cladocopium goreaui is the source of this 2301-nucleotide messenger RNA. The record is from the annotation of a GenBank genome assembly. Lineage: Eukaryota; Dinophyceae; Suessiales; Symbiodiniaceae.